Molecule: messenger RNA, 2920 nt
Organism: Coregonus clupeaformis (lake whitefish)
Lineage: Eukaryota; Metazoa; Chordata; Actinopteri; Salmoniformes; Salmonidae
Product: sodium- and chloride-dependent GABA transporter 1-like
Exons: 15
Coding region: 523-2631 (702 amino acids)
Biological process (GO): sodium ion transmembrane transport; neurotransmitter transport
Cellular component (GO): cell surface; plasma membrane; axon
Molecular function (GO): gamma-aminobutyric acid:sodium:chloride symporter activity
Source: RefSeq, a predicted model, not a curated record
AGGGGGACGACUUUCAGAUGACAUUGACGCUAUGUAGAUGGGAGUUGAGAAUUGCGCUCCCCUCAACGUUUCUGGUUGUUGAUGUUAGACAGUUGCACAAGGCGAAGCGGCUGCUUCUCGUGUUGAUUCAGCCACCUCGUCAGCACCUAGCCGCUGGACAGCUCCCUGCAGCGGGAUACGUGCUCGCUCUCCUCUAAGACACUUUUGGCGCUUGUUCCAAGUCUUUUAAUGGAAAGACAAUAUCUUUAUGUUCCAAGUAAAACUGGAAGUUUACAACUUCAGGGGGAAUCUACGGAUACCUCGUUUCGAGAUUUGUGGCAGGCAGCACAUCGUCGGUGGCAGAGAGCACAGCUUUAUUGUUAACAGCAACUGACAAGCCGUGUCCCCAUUGCCAUCACCUGCUUCCAAGCUUCCAAACAUUUGGUUAAAAGGUUUUGGUCAAAAAUCGCGAAACUGCUGUCUGCGUGGACUGGUGCUGAAGCUCCCCGUCCCAAGGCCAGGACCACUACCAAAUCGAGAGACAUGGCGACGAACGGCACCAAAACAGAUGGACAAGUAACAGAACUUAACGAAGUGGCAACUAAUGUCAAACCCAAGUCACUGGACGUGAAAAGCGAAAAGACGAAAACGGAUCUUCCCGAAAGAGAAACAUGGGGAGGGAGAUUCGAUUUCCUUCUGUCGUGUGUAGGUUAUGCAAUUGGACUCGGAAACGUAUGGAGAUUUCCAUAUCUAUGUGGAAAAAACGGUGGAGGAGCCUUCUUGAUCCCCUAUUUUUUGACACUCAUAUUCGCUGGGAUGCCCCUGUUCCUGCUGGAGACCGCUCUUGGUCAGUACACCUCAAUUGGUGGGCUUGGAGUCUGGAAACUGGCUCCCGUGUUCAAAGGUGUUGGCCUUGCAGCAGCUGUCCUGUCCUUCUGGCUGAACAUUUAUUACAUUGUCAUCAUAGCCUGGGCCAUUUACUAUCUCUACAACUCCUUUACCACUGAUCUUCCAUGGAGCUCAUGUGGCAAUUCAUGGAACACAGACAAAUGUUACUCAAACUACAGUAUUGUUGAUAACACCAAUCUUACCAGUGCGGUGAUGGAGUUUUGGGAGCGCAACAUGCAUCAAAUGACCGAUGGCUUGGAAAAACCAGGGCAGAUCCGAGCGCCACUGGCAAUAACACUGGCCAUCGCUUGGGUCCUGGUGUACUUCUGUAUCUGGAAAGGGGUGAGCUGGACUGGCAAGGUUGUGUACUUCUCUGCCACGUACCCCUAUUUCAUGCUAUUCAUUCUGUUCUGCCGUGGAGUUACUUUACCUGGUGCUAUGGAUGGAAUUCUCUUCUAUAUCACCCCUAACUUUGAAAAACUCAAAGAAUCUGAGGUAUGGCUGGAUGCUGCCACUCAGAUAUUCUUCUCCUACGGUUUGGGACUGGGCUCACUGAUAGCUCUUGGCAGCUAUAACCCUUUUAAUAAUAAUGUUUACAGAGACUCUAUCAUAGUGUGCUGCAUCAACUCCUUCACCAGCAUGUUUGCUGGCUUUGUCAUCUUCUCUAUUGUGGGCUUCAUGGCGAACGUGACUAAGAGGCCUAUACAAGAAGUUGCAGCUUCAGGUCCAGGCCUGGCUUUCCUGGCCUACCCUGAGGCUGUGACCCAGCUGCCUGUCUCUCCUCUCUGGGCUAUCCUGUUCUUCUCCAUGCUGCUGAUGCUGGGGAUUGACAGUCAGUUCUGCACAGUGGAGGGCUUUAUCACAGCUCUGGUGGAUGAGUUUCCCAGGGCACUGAGGGGCAGGAGAGAGCUCUUCAUCGCUGCUGUCUGCCUGGUAUCGUACCUGAUCGGCCUGUCCAACAUCACACAGGGAGGCCUGUACGUGUUCAAGCUCUUCGACUACUACUCUGCCAGUGGGAUGUGUCUCCUCUUCCUGGUGUUCUUCGAGUGCAUCUCCAUAUCCUGGUUCUAUGGUGUGAACAAAUUCUAUGACAACAUCCAGGAGAUGAUUGGCUACAAGCCCUGUAUAUGGUGGAAGCUGUGCUGGGUCUGUUUCACCCCUCUCAUCGUGGCUGGGGUGUUUCUGUUCAGUGCAGUCCAAAUGGUUCCUCUCACCUUGAACAACUACGUGUUCCCUGCCUGGGGCCAGGGAGUGGGCUGGCUCAUGGCUCUGUCCUCCAUGGUCCUCAUCCCUGGAUACAUGGUCUACAUGUACUUCGGACUCAAGGGCACUUGGAAAGAGCGCCUGCGGAUAAUGUUCCAGCCUCCUGCAGUGGUCCGACGACCACAGGAGAAUGGACCUGAGACAGUGGUUGCCGAGACCAACAUAGCGAGUCCCUCUAACGCGGCCAACCCAACUAGUCCUUCCAACCCGGCUAGUCCUGCCAACCCAACUGCUGCAAGCCCGGUUGCUGCAGCCCCGACCAACCCAGCACCUCCAGCCGUUCCAGCUACUCUGGCUAGCCCUGUGAACCCAACCAGUCCGAUCGUUCCAACUGUCCCUACCGUCCCUACCGUCCCUGCCACUCCAGCCAACCCGACCAGCCCUACCAGCCCUACCAGCCCACCACCCAAUCCGGUUAGCCCAACGGCAAAAGAGACGGCCAUCCCACCACCCAACAUAGUGAGCUCAACAAACCUGACCAACACAGAGGCCAAUGUCUAGACCAGGCAGAACCCUCAUGGAGAACGUGUAGUCAACGGCGAACAUUACAAAGGACUUCCAAGAUUUUAAUUGAUUCACCUACCUCCAGGGGCAAUAUCUGAUCAAACCGGAUUUUAAAAUCAUGUUUAAUUUUUCUGCAUUUGUAAAACCAACCUGUUAAUGUCUUUUUAUUGGUAUGCAUUACAAAUACAAAUAUCAAAGACUGUUAGUGUUCACAAAAACUACCGUAAUCUGAGUAAAAAAUAUGUAAACAAACUGUGUAAUACUGUGAGAAAAGAAAACAACUAUU